Messenger RNA from Cladophialophora immunda, 2648 nucleotides. RefSeq lists its product as uncharacterized. The record is from RefSeq and is a predicted model, not a curated record. The coding region runs from base 1088 to 2272 and encodes 394 amino acids. NCBI's taxonomy places the organism in Eukaryota, Fungi, Ascomycota, Eurotiomycetes, Chaetothyriales, Herpotrichiellaceae. Gene Ontology annotation, cellular component: mitochondrion. The transcript has 4 exons. Gene Ontology annotation, biological process: L-methylmalonyl-CoA metabolic process. Gene Ontology annotation, molecular function: methylmalonyl-CoA epimerase activity.
CCAGACUUGAACCGACCACCACCAGGACGCCUGUCAGACUCGGGCUGCCUGAAGAGGGCUGAGGAUUGGUCAACUCGUUCACUUCACGGCCUCGCCAUGAUGAUGUCCCACCAGCCCUCUCACCCUCAGCGAGCGACCCCACAUUGAUGCUCUCGCUACAAUUUCGGCAGAUCGUGGGGCACAUUUUUUCGUGUGUUGGAUGAUCGCAAUCGACCAGAUCUUGCACGCAACGGAAUCAGGACCGCGGGUGCUGACAGAUACCUCUUCCUCACGAUCCACCAACACCUCCGACUUUGAUUCAACCGGCCAGCCCAGGAAACCCGUGGGGGAAAGCCCGACAACGAUGCGAUCGUGGCGAGCGGGCGAAGAGGCGGAGCUUUUAUGAUGAUGCACUGGAGUCUGCGGACUGCGGGGACGGUCUUGGACGGUCAAAUUCGUACGAGGCGAGGAGGUGCAGGAUGUGCCACACGCACCACACCACAAGGAGCUCGCUCUGGAUAUGCUCCAUUGGGCUUUGGGGAUCAGCGUCGUGGAUGGGGCUGCUCAGAACGACUUUCCCUUGGACAGGGCUCGAAUGGAUGAUGGCCUGGGCCCCCGUUGGCUUCCUCUUACCGUGCGGACUAUCUUCGCGGACACUGUGGGGUAGUUUUGGUUAAAUGGGAUGUUUGUGUCGUCGUGGCUCAGGUUGUUUUAAGUGGCCUCGCAACGGCUUCAGCGUCAUCUUUCUCAACGCUCUUCACUGCACUUAGAAAACCCAUAUACCCUCCAGUGUCCGAUAAAGCGUUCCUUCAUUGGACUUGACACAUAUUGGUAUUCAGCCAGUUGUUGCGUCGUUACUCUCUUCUCCCCUCGACAUCGACUGGGCACAGCCUCUACAAGCUUAUUCGUGCCUUCCCCCCAUUGCCGAUAUCAACACCAAAUUAAAUAGCAAGCCACCUGAACAAACAACUGCUUUUGACUUGACCGACCAUCCCCAUAUUACCGCCUUUAAACAACAGGGAGCCACAGAUUCGAAUCCAGCUGAAAGACACUCCCCACUCAUUCCCACUUUGAGACGUCGGUGACAGAAACUCCCAAAAAGGCCACAAUGAACAAACUCGAGGAGCUAAAGCAUAACAUCACUGAGGAGGCGUUGAAGAACGGCGACAAGCCAACAUCCACCAACGGUGCCAUAUCGCGCGGACCAAGCCCCAAUCGGGGCGCCUCCGUUCGCGAUGUCGACGCACAAGGCCCAGACGCGGAGAGCAAGCGUGAGUGGCAGAAGAAACGCGGCAUCGACCUCUCCAAGCAGGUCAGAAUCACAAAGUUGAGCCACAUGCGAUAUCAGCAUCCCGACCUGAACAAGAUCACGACGUUUCUGAGAGAUUUCGGUAUGCACGUGGUCAAGAAGGGCGAGAACGAGCGCUGGUUCCGUGGCUACGGCCCCGACCAAUACGUCUACUACGCCCGCCAAGGUCCCAAGAAGUUCCUGGGGGGUGCCUUUGAAGUCGAGUCCAAAGAAGAACUCGAAAAGGUGUUGAAGCUCCCUGGUGCCACAGUCCUCACGAACGGCAUCGAAGAGAUGACAGAUGCCCCCGGAGGCGGAUAUAUCGUCACGAUCGCCGAUCCAGAGGGCUUCAACGUGAGUUUUGUUUAUGGACAAGCAGAGAUCAAGGAGGAAAGGCAGAAGCCUGGUAAACUGCUGGUGAAUGAUGAGACGGAUAAGCCCAGAGCAAAGGCUUUCCAGAGAUUUGAGCCUGGACCGGCCGCUGUCCACAAGCUGGGCCAUUUCGGCAUCAACGUCGACAACUUCCCCGCUCAGAUGGACUGGUACACUCGCCACUUCAACAUCUACCCCAGCGACAUCCUUUACGUGCCCCAAGAUUCCAUCGACCCUGCCACCGGCAAGCCGGGACGCAAGGAAGUCGCCCUCUUCGGCUCCAUUGACCGCGGCCAGAAAUGUGUCGACCACCAUACCUUUUUCAUGACCACCACCGUUCCCGGCAAGGAGAAACACGUGCACCACUCCUCGUAUGAAGUGCACGACUUUGACACUCAGCUCCUGGGUCAUCAAUGGCUCGAAGAGAAGAAAUAUGAACCAGUCUGGGGCGUCGGGCGACAUAUUCUGGGGUCCCAGAUCUUCGACUACUGGUGGGACGUCACGGGGUUCAUGGUCGAGCAUUACGCUGAUGGGGAUCUCGUCAACGAGGACACGCCCAUCGGAUAUGGGCCCGCGGAGCACGAGGGACUGGCGGUCUGGGGACCCGAGGUGCCGCAGACGUUCUUGGAGUAGAAGGCGAAACAGAUAGAUUGUGCAACCAUUGAAGAGAGCAUGUGACCAGGAGAGAUUUCUGGUGAAGACGUGAAAAUUAGGGACUCGUGUCCAUGCAAUGCACCUGAGGGAACAACAGGAGGAUAGGAGGAAAAGGUGUGCCGACAGGUGGUGCUCAUGAAUAUAUGGUAGGUCUCGGGAGCCGACUCACUGAGACAUCGACCAAGCUCACAACCAGGCGUAUGUGGUCGCUGGGGACGUCCGACGGGGUACUACGGAAUUGCUUACGUUUGGCGAGAACAUGGUGUGCAUGGGUAGGUAGGUAUGCUGCUUGUGCUGUACUGUGAUGAAUCAUGCGGCGACAUGCUACAGACGAACGAAACAAGUUGAAUAAUAA